ACAUCUGUUUCGUCAAAAUCACACGCAGUAGCUCUUUUCUCUUGCUGUUUUUCUUUAUCUUCCCAAAAAACACAAAAUGUCUUAUGCAUAUCUUUUCAAGUAUAUCAUUAUUGGAGAUACUGGUGUCGGGAAAUCUUGCCUUUUGUUGCAGUUCACGGACAAACGAUUUCAGCCUGUUCACGAUUUGACGAUUGGUGUCGAGUUUGGAGCUCGGAUGAUUACUAUUGAUGGAAAGCAAAUCAAGCUGCAGAUCUGGGACACUGCUGGACAAGAAGCUUUCCGCUCAAUCACUAGAUCAUACUACCGAGGUGCAGCUGGUGCUUUGCUUGUAUAUGAUAUUACAAGGAGAGACACUUUUAACCAUUUGACAACAUGGUUGGAAGAUGCUCGUCAGCACUCCAACUCCAACAUGGUCAUUAUGCUUAUUGGAAACAAAAGUGAUUUGGAAUCCAGACGUGAAGUGAAAAAAGAGGAAGGUGAGGCUUUUGCCAGAGAACAUGGCCUUGUAUUCAUGGAAACAUCAGCUAAAACUGCAGCCAAUGUGGAAGAAGCUUUCAUUAAUACGGCCAGAGAAAUCUAUGAAAAGAUUCAAGAGGGAGUAUUUGAUAUUAACAAUGAAGCCAAUGGAAUCAAAAUUGGACCUCAACAUUUGCCUAGCAAUGCUAACACUCCUUCUGGAGGUGCAAGUGCAAGCCAAGGCGGAUCCUGUUGUUAAAUUAAAGCAAAAAGAAACGCUGAACACCCUAACAACUCCUGACUUAAGCAAAGCUCUCGGCGUUAUAUUUAUUACAACCGGCUCUUCUUUCCUAUCCUUCUGUUUCCUUACCUAGCUUCUUCUUUUGUUUCGUUAGCUUCUAAUUUUUUUUUGCUUUUUUCUUUUUUUAAAGAUCUUGAUAUUCCCUUUGCCUUGGAGAAUAUUUAGAGAUAAAAAUCUUGGUAUAGUGCACCUUUAAUUUGUCUUAGUCUUAGCUUUCGAAAAGCCGCACUUCUUUUCGUCCCCACUUGUUUCGGUGUGUUGAGAAAAACCCGCUCCAUGAUGGAUUACUUUAACCUGUCAAUCGUAAACUCAGGAACCCGUGUUUAGAAGAAAAGGAAAAGCUUAGAUCUACAGGGCCAAAAAAAAAAGAGAGAAAAUUAAAAAUAGCUAUUCCGAUGAAUAUCGCCAUCAUGCAAAAAUCAUGACGGGUAGAGGAACCUUUUUGUCAUCGUGCACGAGACGCAAGAGUGAAGGAUCCAGACAUGUCAUUCCAUCGGAGGUGGCAUUGAUGUUAUCAUCUUUGUUGGCAUUUGCUCUCUUUUUAGAAGAAAAAAAACGAGUUGAUAUUCCAGGUUUUCUAUCCAUGGCGCGUGGGUCUUCAUUAAAAAUUCUCCUCCUCCUCUAUUUUUCCAUAAAUGAUGUGUGCUGUGUUCUUUCCUGUUUUGAUGUCGAGAAGAGAUUGAGGAGCGUAUGUAGGUGGUUCUCAGUUAGCCCUCCCCCCCUCCAUUUUCCCCCUCUAAUUGAAAUUCAUGCUAGUCGUGUCUCAUCAUCUCGAUGAUAACUUCUUUCCUUACUAUUUUUCAUUUCAUUAUGUCGAGGGGAAACAUUCGAAAGUAAUGAAGCUGAAUUCGCAAUUUAUUCAUUCCAAACGGCGAGUUGCUGCAUCGCCAUUAUUUUUCCCCCAUUUUCAUAUCCCAGGUGCGAAUAUGUGUGCGUGUCUCUUCACGAUUUUUAUCAAAUGCCCUCCUUUUUCCUUCUGUUUGUGUGUAUGCCCCUACUCCUCUCUCUCGUUCUCGUGUUUAGUUUCGAUGUAACUGUCGUUCUCUCUUUCUUUCAAUCCGCAGCAAAAAAAAAAUGAAUUCGAAUUACACGAUUUGCAAGGCCAAACAA
Messenger RNA from Daphnia carinata, 1867 nucleotides. It is a transcript of the gene Rab2, whose product is annotated as ras-related protein Rab-2. Gene Ontology annotation, cellular component: Golgi apparatus. The transcript is spliced from 5 exons. The record is from RefSeq and is a predicted model, not a curated record. The coding region runs from base 77 to 715 and encodes 212 amino acids. Lineage: Eukaryota; Metazoa; Arthropoda; Branchiopoda; Diplostraca; Daphniidae. Gene Ontology annotation, molecular function: GTPase activity; GTP binding.